UUAUUAUUUAUAAUGAAUCUGAGAAAUCUUACACCUACACAAAAAGUUUUUGUUUUCUUUUCUCUGAGCUCAUUCAUUCAUUGCAUUCAGAGUCAUUGCUUAUAGAAUAUGGAUUUUACACUAAACUUGUUUACAUUGAACUGUUGGGGCAUUCCUUUGGUUUCCAAAAAUCGCAAGGAAAGAAUUAAAGCAAUAGCAACUUACUUGAUAAAUGCAUCACACAAUAUAGUGUGUCUGCAGGAGAUUUGGAGUGAAGCGGACUUUAUAUUCUUGCAGGAGGAAUUGAGGAUCUGUCUACCAUAUUCUCAUUAUUUCUAUAGUGGUGUGCUCGGAUCUGGACUAUGUGUGUUCUCAAAAUGGCCAAUCCAAGACGUGUUCUUUCAUCAAUGGCCAUUAAACGGUUACAUCCAUAAGAUACACCAUGGAGACUGGUUUGGUGGCAAAGGUGUGGGACUUUGUAGAAUAAAAACAAAUGACAUUCUUAUAAAUGUUUACUGCACACACCUUCAUGCGGAGUAUCAUGAGGAUGACAUGUAUCUGGCUCACCGAGUGCUACAAGCAUAUUCAACAGCCGAGUUUGUGAAUCUAACAAAGGAUCCAGCUGAUAUUUCCAUUUUGGCUGGUGAUCUUAACACUGCACCAGGAGACUUAUCCUUCAGACUUAUUACUGAAUUGCCUGAACUAAGGGAUCCAUUUAUUGAAAGACAUGUAGACAAUGACAAUGAAGGAACAUGUGACAAUAUUAACAAUAGCUAUUCCGAUCCGAAGAUGGUGAAAGUGAAUCCAGGAGGAAAAAGAAUUGAUCAUAUCUUAUAUAACCUAAAUCCAUCAUGGGAGGCAGAAAUAAUAAACUUUGGGAAUCCAUUGGAAAGCAGAGUGCCUGGAGAAGAUUUUUCUUAUUCUGAUCACAAUGCAGUAUACUUGGAGAUUAAAAUGAAGCAAACAAAUUUCAAAUUAAGACCAAGUCAGAGUGUAGAUACACGACGCCAGGAAACUAUAAACGCUACUAUAAAAGUAUGCAAAGACUCAACAACUACUGUCAUGAAAUCCAGGAAGUUGUUCCUUAUGACUGGAGGACUCAUUUUUAUGUUCCUCCUUGGAUCUGUAGGUUUUUGGCCAAACAAUAUACUGGCUGAUGUGAUAAAAAUCAUUAUGACUGGUAUAUGCUUUUAUUAUAUUAUGAUGGGAACAAUAUGGAAUAGAAUUGAAAUUAAUAGUCUAAAAGCUGGUCUUUCCGCUCUAGAAAAUAUAAACAAAAGCAGAGAUAUCAAAAAGUUUUAAGUUUUAGUAAGUAAUGUUAUAAAAUUAAAACACUUAAAAAAUAUUCCACAUAAAACAUAUCAAAUUCUAUAUUAUAAUCUAUUAUAAGAAACAAAUCACUGUAUGUGCUAGGAAUAUAA
Messenger RNA from Aricia agestis (brown argus), 1400 nucleotides. It is a transcript of the gene nSMase, whose product is annotated as putative neutral sphingomyelinase. The record is from RefSeq and is a predicted model, not a curated record. Gene Ontology annotation, cellular component: cytoplasm. Gene Ontology annotation, molecular function: sphingomyelin phosphodiesterase activity. NCBI's taxonomy places the organism in Eukaryota, Metazoa, Arthropoda, Insecta, Lepidoptera, Lycaenidae. The transcript has 7 exons. The coding region runs from base 109 to 1281 and encodes 390 amino acids.